AUGGCCCAAGGAGGUCAAGAAGCUUAUCGUUUGAACAGAGAUGGGGGCAGAGUGGCAGACCUCCUCCAAGGCACCAAGGGGGGUUGUUAUCUUACCAACCAGGUUGGCCAUUUUUGUCGAUCAGGCAAUGGCUGUGGCGAUGCAAGGUAUGACACACUUGAGAAGGAACUGGUGUUCGAGAGAAACAAGCACAAAAAGGAAACAGAUUAUCUGGUCAAGAGACUGCUCCAGGAACAGGAUGUUGUGAAGAAAUUGAAAACAGAUAAUGGCAGAAAGGAUGAUAUGUUAUUCGAUGUGAAAAAACACGCUCGAACUACAUUAGACAGCAAACUUAAGUCAUUAAGCAAUACAAUGCUAGAGAAGUAUGACAGUAAAUUGAAAAAGUGUAAGAAACACUACGAGGCAGAGUUGCAGGCAUUGAGGGGAAAGGUAGAUGACUCACGGGAGGAGUUGUGGACCACUAAAGAGGCGGCGCGGCGGAAUCUAGAGGAUAAGAUAUUUGAGCUAGAUAAUAAUUACAAGAAGAUGUUGUUUGAUGCAAUCUUAACGAAAGAAGAGGACCUGAAAAAGAUGUAUGAGAAAAAAAUGCAUGGACUGAAAGCGAGGUAUGAAAAGUAUGAACGAAACUCUGAGGAAGAGUUGAGAACAAUUAAAGAAUCGUGGGAUGAAUUACAAAGGGUACUGUUAAGGGGAAUGGAGGUGUCACCAAAUGAUGCCCUGCGCCUGGCUGCGGAGUUCUUCGAUGAGCACAUGAAGAAGUCCAGGGAGGACUGGCAGGCAAAGGAAGCAAGAUAUGAGGAUACAAUCAGUAGGCUUGAAAAAGAUGCCAAGGAUAAGAUCAGUGGGCUUCGGAAGGAUGCCGAGGAGAUGAAGAAGAGCCAGCAAAAUGAACUUAUGUUGAUGUAUGAUGGUUUGUUUGCUGAUCUUCAAAGGGAGAAGGAGGAACUGGAGGCACGUAUUAGGGUAAUGGAACAGGGCCAUCUGAAGGAAAGGAGUGAUGAUGCUAGGAGGAAGAAGGAGCUUCUGCAGAGAUUGGAGCAGUACAAGAACACUAUCAAGGAUAUAAAACGUUCAGCAGAAGCUAAGGAGGCCAAAUAUUAUAAUUUAAUGGAGACACUCGGCAACUUGGAGGAGAGGUAUGCAGCUGUGCAGAAACUUGAGAAACAGACCAACUGCUUGCAUGCCGACUUAUCGGUGGUGAAUACCAGUCCUAAAGUCUCCUCAUUCCACCGCCGACACAAAGGGCCACGAAAUCCGUCGAACACGCCAUCAUAA
This is a messenger RNA of Lineus longissimus, 1275 nucleotides long. RefSeq lists its product as uncharacterized. Lineage: Eukaryota; Metazoa; Nemertea; Pilidiophora; Heteronemertea; Lineidae. Bases 1 to 1275 code for a protein of 424 amino acids. The transcript has a single exon. The record is from RefSeq and is a predicted model, not a curated record.